Phlebotomus papatasi is the source of this 2313-nucleotide messenger RNA. RefSeq names its product probable cytochrome P450 12a4, mitochondrial. The record is from RefSeq and is a predicted model, not a curated record. The transcript has 7 exons. Gene Ontology annotation, molecular function: iron ion binding; oxidoreductase activity, acting on paired donors, with incorporation or reduction of molecular oxygen; heme binding. NCBI's taxonomy places the organism in Eukaryota, Metazoa, Arthropoda, Insecta, Diptera, Psychodidae. Bases 608 to 2194 code for a protein of 528 amino acids.
AUUAAAAAAUUCUGACGUUUCUUCCUAGUUUGUUAGUUCAUAGUUUGUAGACGUAGAGGCCUUUAGGGGGAAAUGGGGUACCUUCGAAUUGGAGUUCCUUUGAAGCAUGGGUUUUUUUAUCCAACUUCUAAUUGAAAUGAGCCUUAUCAUAAUAUAAUUUUUUACUUCAUAAAUGGAUUGUGAACCUAAAUAAUAUAAUUGCAAAGUUUAGUUCCAUUUGAAGAUAGAAUACAAGAGCCCUAUUUCAAAGGUAGCCCAAUUUAACGGUGCCCUACUUCCGCCUAAGAAAUUAGACCAAUUGAACCAUAUCUCUAUAGCUUUAGAUUUAAAGCGUGUAUUAUUGUUAUAUUAUCCAAGAUCAUCUGGUGUGAGAUUCUUAAUGUGGCUGAAAAUUUGGCUUCGGCCUAAUCAAAUUUGUCAAAGUGAUGGUUAUUUAGUGACUGUUGGAGAUAAGUCUACUACUUAAAUUUCCAACACUUUAUACUGAGCUUUUGCUUGUGUUCAAUUCAUUUGUAUACAUUUCAAAAAUUAUUUUGAAGGUCAGACGAAGUGGUCAUGAUAACGAAAAUUUUGAUUACAAGUACCUCAGUAUCAAGUCAACUGUGGAAUGGUUAAGAUGUGGUCAAAUGCGAAAGUUAUUUUGCGCAAUGGCAAUUGCAGAGUGUCUCAGUUAAGUGGAAUUCUUAAAGUGCACACGUCAUCAAAUGAAAAUCAGCAUGUAGCAACUCUGGAAGUGGAUACUGUUAAUGUAAAGCCAUACAACGAAAUUCCUGGACCAAGUGCUUUUGAAUUGGUCAAAAGUUCUUCUCUGCCAGGAGGAAAAUAUUAUAAGAAGGAUUUUGUUGAUUUUCUCUCAGCGUUUAGACAAGAGUAUGGAGAUAUUAGUAAAAUUCCUGGAGUUUUUGGGAAAAAUGAUAUAAUUCUUGUGUACGAUCCUGAAGACUUUAAGACCGUCUUUCAGACUCAAGGGCAGUAUCCCAUUAGAAGGGGGAUUGAAACAAUUCAUCACUAUCGGACAAAGGUCCGGAAGGACUUUUAUCAAGGUGUGAUUGGCUUUGCAGAUCAGGGAAAAUCUUGGUGGGACUUUAGACAAAAAGUUAACGCUGUCAUGAUGAAACCGCAAAUAACACGGAAAUACGUUCCAUCUGUUGACGAAGUCACUCAAGAUUUUGUUAAGAGAUUGCAUUCUCUGAGAGAUAAAAACAUGGAAACUCCAUCGGAUUUGUAUGUAGAAUUAAAUAUGUGGGCUCUCGAAUCAAUUGCCCAAAUUACACUGGACACUAGACUUGGAAUCUUUGAUAAUUCAACAAACAAAAAUAUGCAUAGUCUUAUGAAUGACCUUAAAGUCUUCUUUGACCUAACAUACCGGCUGAAUUUUCAACUAUCCUUUUGGAAAUAUUUUCCUACCGCUUCUUAUCGCAAACUCACACAGAGCACAGAUAAUAUGUAUAAAGUUAUUCAACAUUAUGUAAAUAUUGGGAUUCAAAAAAUCAAGGAUGAUCCCGAUAAUGAGGAAAAUGAGGGAGUUCUUAAGAAACUCUUGGAAAUUGAUCCAAAAGUUGCAACAGUCAUGGCGAUGGACGCAUUAUUUGCUGGAGUUGAUUCAACGUCAACAGCAACAUUCUCCGUUUUAUAUGUUUUGGCUAAGAACCCUGAGAAGCAGGAUAAAUUGAGACAAGAGUUGAUGAAGAUUCUACCAGAGAAGACGUCUCCACUUACUGUAGAGAAUAUGAGUAAUAUGCCCUAUCUCAGGGCUUGCAUCAAAGAAGCUUUGAGGUUGUAUCCAGUGACCUUUGGGAACUUCCGCUCAACAGGACAGGAUCUUGUUCUCAAGGGAUAUCACAUCCCUAAAAAUACUAGAAUCCUGAUGGGUAAUCAAAUAACUCAAAUGGAGGAUAAAUAUUUUGAUAAACCGUAUGAAUUUAAACCAGAGCGAUGGAUUCGACCACCAAACAGCAAGAUGACUUGUCCAGUGAAUGCAACUUCUCAUCCCUUCUCCUACCUUCCUUUUGGCUUCGGUAUACGUAUGUGCGUUGGUCGUAGAUUUGCAGAGAUGGAAAUUGAGUCCCUGGUGAGUCGAUUGGUGAGAACCUAUAAUAUUGAUUGGAGGUAUCCUGAUCCGAAAAUUAAAAGUUUAACAAUUAAUAUGCCAGUUAGCGAUCUGAAAUUACGCUUAACAGAACUUGAAGAAUAAUUAAUAUUGGGAAGAUGGAGGAUAUAAAACCCAAUUAAUGUGCCAUUUACUUUACUGUAACGAGUUUUGAAGGUGUUUUGUGACAAAUUUGUAUCUUAACUACAAGGUUGUAAAAAUGA